AAUAAAAGAGAAUAGUUCAGACGAACUCUUGAAAAACAAAACUUUUGAAACGUCUUAACUCGGGAAUUUCACUUUCAGCAAAAACGGGUUCCGAGUUGUUUCGAACCGGGCAAAACAAAAAAACAAAAAAAACAAUAGACACAUUUCCGCUCUACUUCCUUAUUGCUAGGUAGCGAAGCCGUCUUUUUUAGCCAUGCUUUGUUAAUGUUAGUCUUUAGUUUUAUCUGUAUCAUUGAAGUUGAAAACUUUGAGCCAGGUACGAAAUAUCGCGCGGUUAUAUUGUAGUCAUUCGGUUACGUGACAACUAUUAGUUAUCUAUCAAGUAGUUGAGCUGAAAAGUUAAGUUGGAAAGCAAGGUGGUUUUCAGAUUAAAACUCCUUACACGCAAACUCGCGGACUCGCACAAUUCUUACGUUCAAGGAAAAUGGCACAUUCAAGAAAAAAAGCGAAAAAGGAUGAGGAUGACCUGCGAGGAGCUACUGGCGGUGAAGAUGUCAUAGAUGACCAAAUCAUUGAGCAAGGAGCUGUAGUAUUAAGAGGAUAUGUAAUACAAAGAAUUCACACAGAAAAUCCUGAAGUACACGUCAGCCAUGAGAUCCUGGGGGGAACUCCCUCUGAGGGAGAUGAUCCCCAAGUGAAAGAGGUGGUGUGUCAGCUACUCAAAAUAGCUGAUGAUCUUAAUCGCAAUACUGAACUUCAACACCUCAUUAAUACUGUACAGGCUAACUGUGCCCAGGAUGUGUUUGUCACAGUGGCCAGAAGCAUCUUCUCAGAUGGUAUCAACUGGGGGAGAGUGGUUGCACUAUUUCACCUUGCCUAUAAGCUCAUUCACAAGGCUUUGACCCAAAACCGCUUUGAAAUCAUCCGCCACAUCAUUAGCUGGGUGCUCCAAUUUAUCAGGGAAAACAUUUCGGCUUGGAUCCGCCAGCAGGGAGGAUGGGAGGGUGUUAUUCGCAGUGUAUCAAGGUGGCGUACAGUUUCCAUCCUAUUUGCUGCGGCUUUCAUCACAGCUGUGGUGUAUUGGAGAAGAACCCACUGAAUUCAGGUCGUACCUCACCUCUGCAAAGUCAAGACAAGACGGCAGGCUAAGAAUUGGAAAUGUCAGACUUUCUGAAAUGCAGGAAACACUGUUGUCUUUCAUUUAAUGGUGACGUUAUCGAUUUUCUUUUGUGUUUUAUUGAUUAUAUACUGUGGUGAUUUGGAAGGAUGGAUGGUACCAGCAGAUGUUUAUUCAUAUGGCUGAAAGUGAACCAUUCCCCUAGACUGUCUUUUUAAAUAGCUUUUUAUACUGUACAUACUAUUCAUUUUCUGUUUUGUGAACCAGUGGUGAAUGGAAAUUGAAUUACAGGGACACAUUAACUUAUUUAAUAAAUCAUAAAAGCAAACAUAGUGCCUUCUUAGUGCAUUUAUAUGAAGCAUGUAAACAGGUGGUGCAAAAAAGGAAUGCUACAGACAGCAAUGACACCACCUAGAAAACCUGAACAGGACAAAUGAUAAAGUGACAAUGGCAUGACUAAAAUUCAGUCAUCAUGGGGAAACAUUAUGCUCUCAUGACGUAAGUGGAUAUAAUUAGUAAAUAAAGUCAUGAGGUGAAAUGUUAUGAAAUGUGUUAAUCUACCUUGUGUUAAUUGUUUGUUGAGCAAUAAAUUGUGGUUUAGGCAUAUAUAAACAGUGAAAUAUGACAAUGGCAUGACUAAAAUUAAGUCAUCAUGGGGAAACAUUAUGCUCUCAUGACGUAAGUGGAUAUAAUUAGUAAAUAAAGUCAUGAGGUGAAAUGUUAUGAAAUGUGUUAAUCUACCUUGUGUUAAUUGUUUGUUGAGCAAUAAAUUGUGGUUUAGGCAUAUAUAAACAGUGAAAUAAAGCCAGCAGUUGUUAAAAUAAUA
Messenger RNA from Clupea harengus (Atlantic herring), 1883 nucleotides. Its product is annotated as apoptosis regulator BAX. Gene Ontology annotation, cellular component: mitochondrial outer membrane. The record is from RefSeq and is a predicted model, not a curated record. Gene Ontology annotation, biological process: intrinsic apoptotic signaling pathway in response to DNA damage; extrinsic apoptotic signaling pathway in absence of ligand; mitochondrial fusion. Gene Ontology annotation, molecular function: BH domain binding; channel activity. Lineage: Eukaryota; Metazoa; Chordata; Actinopteri; Clupeiformes; Clupeidae.